Molecule: messenger RNA, 875 nt
Organism: Bursaphelenchus xylophilus (pine wood nematode)
Lineage: Eukaryota; Metazoa; Nematoda; Chromadorea; Rhabditida; Aphelenchoididae
Source: the annotation of a GenBank genome assembly
AUGGAGGGAUUCCAGAAUGGUCAGCCGUGUGAGGACAUGCCUGUUAUUUUCAAGGAGCUCCGUAACCAUCGCCCCUACUCCAUCCAGAAUGAAGUUGUAAGUCCAUAUUUUACAAGGAAAGUACUUUUAUGGGGGCUCCUACUUUUUGACGGGGCAUACCUCAAAAAAUCAGAAAAAAUGUGCUGAUCAAGGAUAUAUAAAUCUUAGCUGCCCAUUUUGGGCUUUUAGGGGUGAAAAUGCCCAAAAACUGGCUCAAUUUCCCUACAAAAGGCGCAUGCAUUCGAAACGAUAAAAAGCGCAGUCGGUCUCUUCCUUCGGAAGAGAGCGGUGUGGCCGAGUGGUUAGUGCCGUAGUCUGGGAAUCAAGAGGGGGGACGCCGCACGGGUUCGAUUUCCCUUUUGGGCUGAAUCAACUUUUUUGAAGUUGAAGGUCGGAAAAAUAAAUUUUUGGGCCAAGACUGAUUUAUUACGUCUUAGAAACUCAAUAAACAUCAUUUUAAGCCAAAAUAAAAAUUGUAAACCCGUGAAAAAUUAGGCGAAAAGGGGUUCAUAUAGGACUUUAAGUCAACUUCCGAUUGAGUUUUCACCCCUAAAAACCUAAAAUGGGCAGCUAAGAUUUAUAUAUCCUUGAUCAGCAAAUUUUUUCUGAUUUUUUGAGAUAUGUCCCGUCAAAAAGUAGGAGCCCCCAUAAAAGUACUUUCCUUGUUAGAUUAAGAUUGACUUGAUAUGUUUUGAUGACGUUUUUUGUGCUUUCAGCAGUACCUGUUUGUCCAUCGUGUCGUCUUGUUCUACUUUGUGGAGAGAUACAAGAAGUAUGAUCCCAAUGAUCCCCGCUAUCUCAAAUUCCCUGAUGAAUACAACAAGGCCGUGGCUUGA